AUGGGUCCCAGCACAGGGACCCCAUACAGGUGCUAUGUCAACCCUAUGACCUGCCAGCACAAGCCCUUCCUCAGCAACAACGGGCAGGUGUCGGCUGCCUGGGAUGCCUGCAUGGACCCCGGCAUGAACACUACCAUUGAUGCAGAGAAAACCAUCAACUACUGCAGCUGCAUGUCCUCCUACAACUACACCACUGUGAAUGGGACCGUGUUCAAGUCGGACGGCGGCUGCAUCCAGGACGACGUCAACAUCCCCCCCUGGUGCCUGGUUGUGGAGAAGAGCUGCUCGCAGCCUCCCCCCAAGAAGCCCAAUGGCCAGGCCUAUGACAUCUGCAGAGGCACGGAGUAUGACAUCCGGCAGGCAUCUGCCACUCUCCCCACGGGACCGGCGCUGCCUCGCCCUGAGACGCCCACCGGCUGCCAGUGCCUGGCCAACUGGAAUUACACCACGCCCGGCUCAAACCAGACGUCUUACUUCAACGGCACGUGCGGGACACCAGGCAUCAAAUCGGCGGGUCCCUGGUGCUAUGUGGAUAAGAACACCUGCUCGCACCAGCCGAUCGCAGACCAGAGCGGCCUGUACUACGACAACUGCGCCAAUGUCACCUCCAACCACACCAUGGACACAUCCAAGACGGUGAACUACUGCAACUGCCAGCCGGUGUACAACUACACGGCGGCUGACGGCGUCGCCUACAGCGUGACUAACGGCAGCUGCAUCCGCACCACCCCCUCGGAGCUGCCCUGGUGUUACGUGGUGGAGGACACUUGCAUCACCCCUGUGCUGCACCGCGAAGGCCUCGGCCGGAAUGACUCCGCCUGGGACACCUGUCUCACCACCGGAGAGUCGCUGUCGUACAUCCCCCCUCCCGGUGUUGGGAGCGCGUCCUCAGCUUCUGCUGGGGUCAACAGGAAGCUGGCCCUUGCCAUCGGCAUUCCAUGUGCAGUAGCGUUUGUUCUGCUGCACAUCCCUCUCUGCUGGGGUCUGUAUAUCCUGCUACAAAGGCGCCGUACAAAGAAGAAGGAAGAGGACAAGAAGGCAGAGGGCCUGCUGGAGAGGCCCUGGGGCCAGGAUGUGCUGCAGGCCUACAUGGACAAGCAGUACGGCGACGGGUCCAAGGAUGACGAGCACGGCAGCGGCGGCAAGAUUGUGGCCGGCAUGCCUCCCGCCAAUGGCAGCACGGCACACUCCAACGGCACCAAUGGCACCAACGGCUCCUCAGAGACCGUCGGCCUCAUCUCCGGCCGCAAGGCCUCCAGGCAGCUCAGCGCGGCGUCGAGUCUGCCAGAGGUGGUGCCCUCAUCCUCGUGGGAGAUCAAGCCGAGUGAGAUCGUCAUCUGCAAGCACCCAGACGGCAGCGACUGGGAGAUCGGCUCCGGCGGCUUCGGCAAGGUCUACAAGGCGCAAUGGAACGAUUAUCAGCAAGUGGCAGUGAAGCAGCUGAAGCAGCACGACGCGCGCAAUGAUAUCCGCUUCCUGCGCGAAAUCGCCAUCCUUAAGGAGUGCCGCUCCACUAACGUUGUCCAGUUCCUGGGAGCAUGCGUGGCGCCUGGCAGCACCAUGCUGGUGUGCGAGCUGAUGGAGGGCGGCAGUGUUUCUGACCUCAUCCGCUCCGGCCAGCUCGUCUGGAGCGAGGGCGGUCUGGACAUCGGGUUGGACGUCGCGCGUGGCCUGUCCUACCUGCACAACAACCGCAUUGCCCACCUGGAUAUCAAGUCCGGCAACGUGCUCCUCACAAGGGAGGGCAAGGCCAAGAUCGCGGAUGUGGGUCUGGCGCAGAUGGUGCAGAACACGCACAUCAGCAACCUCAACGGCAUGGGCACAUUCGCGUACGCUGCCCCCGAGCUGCUGACCGGAGGCAAGUGCAAUGAGCAUGCCGACAUCUUCUCCUUCGGCGUGCUCCUUUGGGAGCUCGUCACCGGCGAAAUCCCCCGCCGCGGCAAGCUGCGCGAGCUGCGCGUGGGCGAGGAGUGCACACAGGAAGUGGCGGAUCUGCUGGACAUCUGCAUGCGCACCAACGUGGAGGAGCGCCCGAGCGCCAAGGAGCUUGUGGCCGUCCUGCAGGCGCUGCCGCCUCAGCCGAACAACCGUCCAAAGCGUGCGGCCUCGGCGCAGUCAUUUGUGUCGCCGCUGGACCGUGCGGCGCACUCGGAUGACUCAUCCUCCACCCUGGGCCACAGCACCAACUCCUCCAAGUCAGCCUCUGGCUUCAACUUCUACCAAGGCAACACCGCUGGCUACUCCGACUCCAUGCCCAGCUCAGGGACCCUACCUCUCAUCAGAGAGCAGGACACCUCCCCCUUCGUGAACGGCGGCACUGCCUCCCAUGUCACGGAGGUUCACACCGAUGAGCUGCCAGUGAGCUCGGAUCCAUCGGCGCCUGUCGAGAAAAAUCCAGCCACGGAUGCCCUGGAAGCUGCCAAGGCUCUGGAAGCUGCCGAGCAGGAGGAAGCUGCCAGGCAGGAGGAAGCUGCGCCAGCAACUGAGCCCAAGGCCUGAGCUGCACUCCUGCACCAAGCCUCCUCCCUUGUACCAGUCUGUCGGCAUGUUGGAAGCGCAUAAUGUGCCCUUGGAACAGGGGAGGUUUUCUGUACGGAACCUACACUACUUGAAGAUCAGUGCUGAAAAUUGGAGGAUCAGAUCUGGACUGCUGCGCUGACAGAGGCCUCGGCAGAUGAGGUCGGGCACAAUUUUUUCCGGCGACUGAUGCGGGUAUUUAAGCCUCGCCUGCUUUGUGAGCAGAGAUGCCUGCCAUCAGAUGGAGGAUUAUCGCACCUGAGGCAAGUGAGGCAUUGAGGGCGGUGCCCUAAUGUUGUGGGUUGGUAUCGGUGGGUUCCAAGGGCCGACAAUUACUGGCCCUUGCUUGCAUGCAGUGAUUGGUCCCCUGUCCCUGCUGAGAGCCAGCACUCUGCAAUGAUGCGACACCGCUCUUUUCCGGCUUUGUAUUAGGCUUUUGUGCAGAUGCCUUUUUCUUUUGUCGUGCGCCAGGUCUCGGUCAUGGCGAGACAGUACUCCUUUUGAGUUGAGCGGUCAUUACAACAGGCGACUCAGGGCACGCGGUUGCUUUGUAGCUUCAGCUGAAGUGUAUUCAUGGUCUUGAAUUUUCCCGGAAGGCGGGAUUUGGUAUCUGUGCCGAAGCUGUCAUUGGAGAGCUCGUUUUGCCUCGCAGAGAUGGAGGCAUGCAAUAAUAUUUCGCAG
Messenger RNA from Coccomyxa subellipsoidea C-169, 3198 nucleotides. RefSeq names its product kinase-like protein. Gene Ontology annotation, molecular function: ATP binding; protein kinase activity. Gene Ontology annotation, biological process: protein phosphorylation. The transcript is spliced from 18 exons. The coding region runs from base 1 to 2499 and encodes 832 amino acids. The record is from RefSeq and is a predicted model, not a curated record. Lineage: Eukaryota; Viridiplantae; Chlorophyta; Trebouxiophyceae; Coccomyxaceae.